Messenger RNA from Protopterus annectens (West African lungfish), 2067 nucleotides. Its product is annotated as extracellular calcium-sensing receptor-like. Bases 1 to 2067 code for a protein of 688 amino acids. Lineage: Eukaryota; Metazoa; Chordata; Ceratodontiformes; Protopteridae. The record is from RefSeq and is a predicted model, not a curated record. Gene Ontology annotation, molecular function: G protein-coupled receptor activity. Gene Ontology annotation, biological process: G protein-coupled receptor signaling pathway. Gene Ontology annotation, cellular component: membrane. The transcript has 5 exons.
AUGGAAAUUGUAACGCACAGAAAAAAAGCUGAUCUCAAAAGUGAACUGACUGUUUUGCUUCCAACUGAAUUGCUUUUAAAAAAGUUAGCUUUUAACAAACUGAUAAGUCCUGGUGCAAUGCAUCCUGUUUUGAGUGAUAAAUUCCUGUUUCCUUCCUUCCUCCGCACGUUAACUGUAAACAAAUUUCAAAAUACAGCCCUGGCUUCUUUGGUUGAACUGUUUAAUUGGACUUGGGUAGGACUUUUAACAGAAGACAGUGACAGUGGUGAUGUAAGUAGCCAGGAAAUACUGUCUGAGAUUGAGAAUACUGGUGGAUGUAUUGCCUUUGAACAAAAAAUCAGUGUGCUUUACUCAGAGGAAAAAUUUAUUGAAAUCAUUGAUGUGAUUCAGAGUUCAUCAGUGAAUGUAAUAAUUAUCAACAGUGAUGAAGUGCACACAAAAGUUUUACUGGAUUACCUUUAUAUGCAAAAUGCAACUGGCAAAGUUUUGGUUUUGUCUGCAUUGUGCAUCAUUACUCCAGGACUGUUUACAAAAGAGACUUGGAGAUUAUUGAAUGGUGCUAUAGGGAUCAUUCCUUAUUCAACAAAACCGCCUGGAUUUGAUGAGUUUCUAAGCCAUCUGAAGCCAUUGACUUCUCCGGAAAACAUCUUCUUGAAAGCAUUCUGGGAAAAGGCCUUUAAUUGUAAAUGGUCAGUUAAUGGUGACCCAGAUAUACAUCCUACAGUAAAUGUGAAGGAAGAGUUAUGUACAGGAGAAGAACUGAUAGAAGACCAUAUCACAGCUUUGUUUGAAUUAAAUGACUUAAGUUACACAUACCACACAUUUAUUGCUGUUUAUGCUUUGGCACAUGCCCUAGAUAAUUUAGCAUCAUGUACACCUGGAAAGGGGCCAUUUGCUAAUCAGUCUUGCGCUACUGUUCAUGAUGUACAGCCAUGGCAAGUCCUCCAUUACGUGAGGAAUGUCAAAUUUACAACCGUGACUGGUGAUUAUAUAUUUUUUGAUGAAGAAGGGGAUGCAAUAUCCAUGUUUCACAUCAUUAAUGUACAGAUACUGUCAGAUGAAAAUUUUGAAUUUGUAAAAAUUGGUCAGAUCAACCCACUAGCACCACUCGGUGAAGAAAUUUAUAUCAAUAUGACAGCCUUUGUAUGGAAUGAUGAAUAUAAUCAGGAAGAUACAAGUGACUGCUCUAAUUGCCCAAAAGACCAAUGGCCCUCUGAAAAUCACGAGAGGUGUAUUCCAAAAUCCAUCGAGUUCCUUAAGUAUGAGGAAUUUUUGGGAGCACUUCUGGCCACCAUUGCCAUCUUCUUCUGUUGUGUUACUGUUGUUAUUAUCUGUAUAUUUACAAAAUAUAUUAACACGCCAGUGGUCAAGGCCAACAACCGUGGACUCAGCUAUCUCCUCCUUCUUACCAUCAUGCUCUGCUUCAUCUGCUCUUUCAUAUUCAUUGGCCGUCCAACAAAGGUGACAUGCAUGUUACGUCAGACUGUUUUUGGGAUUGUAUUUUCCAUCAGUGUAUCUGCUGUAUUGGCUAAAACUAUUACAGUAGUCAUCGCCUUUAAAGCUUCACGCCCCAACAGCAAGCUAAAGAAAUGGAUGGGACCUAAGAUUCCUUUCUCUUUUGUAUUUUUUUGUUCACUUUUCCAAGUUAUCAUAUGCUUUGUUUGGCUUUUGCUUUACACCCCCUACCCAGAAUACACUACAGAGACCGAUUUAAGUGUUAUGAUAUUUGAGUGCAAUGAAGGUCAAGACAUAUUUCUGUAUUGUAUGCUUGGUUACUUAGGUAUCUUAGCUUUUCUAACAUUAACAGUCUCCUUCCUAGCAAGAGCAUUACCUAAUAGCUUCAAUGAGGCCAAGUACAUCACCUUUAGCAUGAUAGUUUUUGUUAUUGUAUGGCUGUCCUUCAUCCCUGCGUACUUGAGUACGCAGGGGAAGUAUAUGGUUGCAGUGGAAAUAUUUGCUAUUUUGUCUUCUAGUGCUGGAUUGCUAAGUUGUAUAUUUUUUACAAAAUGCUAUAUUAUCAUACUGAGACCAGACCUGAAUACUAAAAAGUACUUAAUGGCUAAAUAA